AUGAUGGGGAGGUUAUGUCAAUCUACCACAUCCCUCAUAGUGGCGGCUCAUCUGCUAUCACUCGUUUCGCUCGGAAAGGCGGCCGACGAGUGCCAGCCGUACACAUGGUCCAAGGCGGGCAUGCCAACGGUCGUCGUGGGCGAGCUCCCGCGGGCCACCCCUACUCUGAUCCAGGAACAAGCUCUGUCUGAAAGGGCAGAGGGAGACGUCGUCUGCCGGGCCUGGGACACGACGGAAUAUGAGGUCAACUACUACAGCUGCAAGGAGAUGGCCGACUUCUGGUUCGCCGACAUUGAUUUCUUCUUCACCCUGAACCCGGGCCUCGAGCGGGACUGCAGCAACAUCCAGCCCAACACCGAGUACUGCACCGACGGUUGGAUCGAACCGCUGCGGGAUCCCGAAGGUCGCUGCGGCCCUCAAUUCGGGAACGCCUCCUGCGCCUACGGCAGCCUCCCGUGCUGCAACUCCCAGACCUGGAAGUGCGGCGAGACGUACGAGGAUUGCGCUCCCGGGACGUGCUACGAGGGUCUCUGCCCAGGAGACGCCGUCUGGAGCAGCGACGGCACAUGCGGUACAGGCCAUGGCAAUCGGCAGUGCGCGGGAAAAUGGGGAGACUGCUGCAACCAAGACGGCCGGUGCGGUACUGGCCCGGACUUCUGCGGCAAGGACGUGUGUCAGAUGGGAAACUGUACCGUGCCUCUCGUCCCCGUUCCGAGCUCCUCAGUGUCGGUUUCCUUCCCGCCAGUGACCGAGCCGUUUGCACAGUCGACGACGGCCACAUCCCUCUCGCCCUCCUCAACCUCAACGGCGCCCGCCUCUCCCGCUUGCACGGCCGGUUCGAACGCCCAGGGCAUCCCGUAUAACUUCAAGGGCCUCUGUUCGUCCAGAUGCGACCUCAACCACUGCCCCGCCGGCGUGUGCGUCUCCACCGGUCCCGCUGCCGAGCCGGCGGCCAUCCCGGAGCUGACCGAUUGUCACGGCUGUCCGGAUGAUGAAGUCGCUGGGGGCGGGAACCACGCCUACUACGUCGACCUGUGUGAAUUCACCUGCAGCCACGGGUCUUGCCCCGCCGGAGCUUGCAAAUGCUGCUGA
This is a messenger RNA of Colletotrichum orchidophilum, 1092 nucleotides long. RefSeq lists its product as uncharacterized. The transcript has 3 exons. Gene Ontology annotation, molecular function: chitin binding. The record is from RefSeq and is a predicted model, not a curated record. Bases 1 to 1092 code for a protein of 363 amino acids. NCBI's taxonomy places the organism in Eukaryota, Fungi, Ascomycota, Sordariomycetes, Glomerellales, Glomerellaceae.